UGACUGAGAGAGAUAUUUACUUCCGGGUUUGUGUCAGCGCUGCCGGGAGCAGGGCUGGUCCGCGCGCUCCGCGUUUCCGCAUACUUUAUUUUUAUAUUCCGGCAGCUUCACCUGCGCGCGAUCGUGCGCAUGCUUAUACAUAAUAAUAGUUGUAUUAAUUACAAUAAUAUUCCUUCUAAUAAACGGCCAGGUGCUGGAUGUCAGAGCGGUGUUUCGUGUCAUUCAUGUCGCCGUAAACCACUGCUCGGUACCGUGCAAUCUUUCAGCUCCCAUGACGUGACGAGGAACGGAUCGCUCUUUCGGUGCAUGCAGGUUUUUUUUUUUAAAUACAUAUAUAUCUCUAUAGAAAUAUACAAAAUAUAUAGAUAUAGAGCACGUGGACGCCAUGAUGGUCCGCUGCUGCUGCACGCCGAUGGGACUCGCGGUGUUCGCCGCGCUGCUCCUCUGCGCGCGCGCCUCGCAGGGCGACAAGGAGCCCGUGUACCGAGACUGCGUGAAGCAGUGCGCGCGCACCAACUGCACGGGAGCCAAGCUGCGCGGCUUCCAGUCAGCUCAGCCGCCUUACAUGGUUCUCACCGGUUGGACGUGUCGGGAUGACUGUCGUUAUCAGUGCAUGUGGACCACGGUUGGACUUUACCAGGCCGAGGGCUAUCGAGUGCCUCAGUUCCAUGGCAAGUGGCCGUUUGUGCGCUUCCUGUGUUUCGAGGAGCCAGCAUCAGCUCUGGCAUCGCUGCUCAACGGUCUGGCGUGUUUGCUGAUGCUGCUGCGCUACCGCAGUGCCGUCCCACGCCAGUGCCCUAUGUACCAGACCGUCACCGCCUUCUCACUGGUGUCGCUGAACGCCUGGUUCUGGUCCACAGUAUUCCACACCAGAGACACAUAUCUAACUGAGAAGAUGGACUAUUUUUGCGCGUCAGCGGUCAUCCUUUACUCCAUCUACCUGUGCUGCGUCAGGACGCUGGGUUUGCGGCGGCCCGGCGUGUCCAGCAUCGUCGGCGUUCUGCUCAUCCUGGCCUUCACCUCCCACGUCUCCUAUCUCACCUUCGUCAGCUUCGACUACGGUUACAACAUGGCUGCCAACGCAACCAUAGGCAUGGUGAACCUGCUGUGGUGGCUCGGUUGGUGCUGGCAGAACCGGAGGACGUUGCUGUACUGGUGGAAGUGUGGCGCGGUAGUGGUGCUGCUGCACGGCCUGGCGCUGCUCGAGCUCCUUGACUUCCCACCGCUUUUCUGGGUGCUGGACGCUCACGCGGCCUGGCACCUGGGCACCGUCCCCGUACACUUCCUCUUCUACAGUUUCCUUAUAGACGACAGCCUCCACCUCCUCAACACAGAGAAGGCCGGAGUCAAGCUGGACUAAGAGGAAUGUGUGUCAGAGCCCCGCCCCCUCCUCCACAAUCCCUCCAGUCAGGACGAGUCUGUGAAUUUCGAGUUUACGAAUUGAGUUUACACUUUUUAACCACUCAGCUACGGACGGCUGUAAAAACAGUUUUGCUUUUGGUUGCUUUGUUCACCUGUGGUCGAGUUAUCAUAUUUUUUUUUCUGCACUAUAUUUUUUUCCCCAGCGCGUUGCCUUGCGGAAUUUUGUUGAAAUGGUUUGUUUCCGCGUAUCAUUAUUUCAAACGGAGUAAAUCCGAGUGGUCACUUUUUA
Silurus meridionalis is the source of this 1651-nucleotide messenger RNA. It is a transcript of the gene pgap3, whose product is annotated as post-GPI attachment to proteins phospholipase 3. The transcript has 8 exons. Gene Ontology annotation, molecular function: hydrolase activity, acting on ester bonds. Gene Ontology annotation, cellular component: endoplasmic reticulum membrane. Bases 386 to 1360 code for a protein of 324 amino acids. Gene Ontology annotation, biological process: GPI anchor biosynthetic process. NCBI's taxonomy places the organism in Eukaryota, Metazoa, Chordata, Actinopteri, Siluriformes, Siluridae. The record is from RefSeq and is a predicted model, not a curated record.